Myripristis murdjan (pinecone soldierfish) is the source of this 1038-nucleotide messenger RNA. RefSeq names its product nucleotide binding protein 2 (MinD homolog, E. coli) (gene nubp2). The transcript has 7 exons. Gene Ontology annotation, cellular component: cytosol. Gene Ontology annotation, molecular function: 4 iron, 4 sulfur cluster binding; ATP binding; ATP-dependent FeS chaperone activity. Bases 98 to 904 code for a protein of 268 amino acids. NCBI's taxonomy places the organism in Eukaryota, Metazoa, Chordata, Actinopteri, Holocentriformes, Holocentridae. The record is from RefSeq and is a predicted model, not a curated record. Gene Ontology annotation, biological process: iron-sulfur cluster assembly.
GCUUAGAUGCAAUGAUCACUUUGAUUGGGCAGUCGGCACGUGACGACAUACGGAAGUAGUUAAGCUCUCGACUGCAUGAGAACUCCAAAGCCAAAAUAUGGAGCAAAAUAACGAGGAUAACUUGGCCCAGGUGCAGCAUGUGGUGCUGGUGCUGUCUGGGAAAGGAGGCGUGGGCAAGAGCACCAUCACCACGGAGCUGGCUCUUGCUCUGAGGCACGCCGGCAAGAAGGUUGGCAUCCUGGACAUUGACCUGUGUGGACCCAGUAUCCCCCGCAUGCUGAGUGUGGGCCGGCCUGAUGUGCACCAGUGUGACCUGGGCUGGGUGCCGGUCUACACCGAUGCAGAGAAGAGCCUCGCCCUCAUGUCCAUUGGCUUCCUGCUGGACGACCCAGAUGAUGCCGUGGUCUGGAGGGGGCCCAAGAAGACAGCUUUGAUUGGCCAGUUUGUGUCAGAUGUGGCAUGGGGAGAGCUGGACGUGCUGCUGGUGGACACACCCCCGGGGACGUCUGAUGAGCAUUUGGCCGUGCUGGAGAACCUUAAGAAACACAAAGUGGAUGGAGCCAUUCUCGUCACCACACCACAGGCAGUAUCAACAGGGGACGUAAGGAGGGAGAUCACCUUCUGUAAGAAGACCGGCUUACGGAUCCUGGGCAUUGUAGAAAACAUGAGUGGCUUCGCUUGUCCGCACUGCUCAGAGUGCACUAAUAUAUUCUCAAAGGGUGGAGGUGAAGACUUGGCGAAGCUGACAGGUUCAGUAUUUCUAGGUUCUGUGCCCUUGGACCCACUGUUGAGUGCCAGCAUAGAAGAGGGAAAAGACUUCAUCCAGUCAUUUCCUCACAGUCCCACCUUUAGUGCCAUCACCAGUAUCUCUCACACUCUUCUCAACAGCCUCCAGGCAGCCUGAGCCAUGUUUUUCUGUUAUUUCUCAGCACAGUCACAAUAACAAAGUGUUUUGCAGAAUUAUUAACAAUCAUGCAGACAUAACAUUCCUAAGCUGCAUUUUUUUUGUUCAAUAUAAAACUCACUGGACAAUCUCUA